This is a messenger RNA of Coprinopsis cinerea okayama7#130, 3882 nucleotides long. RefSeq lists its product as hypothetical. The transcript has 10 exons. The record is from RefSeq and is a predicted model, not a curated record. NCBI's taxonomy places the organism in Eukaryota, Fungi, Basidiomycota, Agaricomycetes, Agaricales, Psathyrellaceae. Bases 1 to 3882 code for a protein of 1293 amino acids.
AUGACCAUAAUGAACACCACCGCCAACGCUCACGAAGCAGCACUCCGCAAACGCAUCCAAGACCUCCUAUGUGACUACUCCCGGACGCACUACACGACGGAUUAUGUAGAGUUUACGACUGAAGUUGUAGCUGAUUUCCUCGACACGCUGCACGAAAUCCCAACUACCGAUCCCUAUGCUUUGGUCUUACCACCAGAACCGAUGGCCGUCCUUCUGCAAUUGUACAGAAUCGUCUCGCAUUCAACGGCUGAAGAUGCGCUCAGCAAGACUGUUCCAGAAGAGGAGUGGAUCGUGUACCCCGAGUCUGUGGCGUUGGUCAAAUCGGUGCUAGGAAUGCAGAAGGGAGGUGGAGGAGGGAGUAGGUCUGAGCGGGCUGUUUGGGAAAGCGGGCCAGAUCUACAACUCCUCGAGCUGCCUUGUAUCACGGCUCUAACAGCCCACUCGAGACGCGCAACGCCUAAACUGGGGAAAGGGAAGUACCUACGACAGAUCCCCAAAAUGCUAGGGAAUGUAUCGAGGAAGUGCAAGUUUUUGGCUUGUAAAGUUGAGGAAGUGCCCAGUGCCAAGGUUAUGAUUGAGGAUGUUUUGCGCACAGAAGUAACGAUCAACCCGGACGAAAUGAAUCAAGUGAAAGCGACAAUGCAAGCUACACUCGCUAUGCUCAAGCCACGCCCCGUAUCCUCCUCAAACUCGAACAACCCAGUCCUUGAACGCCUCCUCGCCCGCCCAAUCUCCCCUCCCCCAUCCGACCCCCUGCCCGAAAUCGCCGCGCCUAUAUUUCCGAUGCGUCGAAGACCUGGCUGUGGGAGGCGUGAAGGGGGAGGUCGUGUACCGCUGCCACCCCUUCCCAAUGUCCCGGGAGAUACGAAGGAGAUGAUCGAGAUGGUGGAUUCGAUGGGGGCGUUGGCGCCGGUUGUGGUAGAUUCGGACGAUGACAUUCCGAAGCAGAAUAUGCGUGUUGUUGAUGCAACGCUCCAUUCCUCUCCGAGCGUCCACUCCGACUCAGCGGCAAGCCAGGAGGAGGACGAGUUGGUCGACCAGCUGGAGAUGCCGCCUACACCUGAUACCUCCUCCGACCCCGCGCUCCAGCUUUACGAAUGUUUAGAGAAACCCGUGACGGAGGUUAUAUUCCCCAGGGCGCGGAGGAUUGGAGGCCUGGAGGGUGUUAAGGAGCAUAUUCUUCAUGGGAAGACGUACCAAUCAUUCAUGAACGAAGUCCUCCCUAAGCCAGAGCCCAAGUCCAAAUCCGACGAGUCCUCCAACCCACCUAGUAUCGCCCCCGGAACCGAAAAUCUGAGCAAGACGCGGUCAUCGUCUCCACCUGCAACCUCCAUGCUAGGCCUCGCUUCAACCACACUCGAACCCUCUGAAGGUGAAGGUGAAACUGGCGCCCAAGCAAGCAGCGACGGAAUCGAAGCGCUGUAUGGAUCGACCUUGGGUUUGGACGUCAACGUCUACACUCCCAUACUGGAUGAGAAGAUUGAAGAUCGGUCUAGUUUCGUUUUGGAAGUUCCUGCCCUACCUGAACCUACACAUUACCGAACCUCGCAUUUCAUCCCGACGUCGUUUAGAGAUUGGACACAGAGUCCUGUGGCGAAUGACACCAGGGACGUUUCGGGCACUACGACCGCUCCCGCCGCUUGUCACAGUCAACUCCGCGCUCUGUUUAAGAAAGCUCGGAUUUCUCAGUCGCUGCUGUUGUCGUUGUCGUGGGUCGCCUUCACAAGCACCGAACAAAUUCCUACUAUCGCCGAGGUCGUGCAAGUGGAUAACGUCUUUUCGUCUAGGAGAGGCGAACCGGUGGACCUGGGGUUGGUGAAAGCCGUUGAUCGUCUCCUUGAACCCUUGAAUGUUUCGUCUUCUUUGGGCAACGACGGCGCUUCGUCUGCUACGAAUAAGGAUGACUCUCAGCAAUACGGAGACACUGUCUCAAGUAGGAUCCUCGCACACUGGGGCGCCAUGGACGACUCGAAGCACCCCUACUACUCGGUGUACGACCUCGAUCUUGAACUCGAUACACCGCUUGUUCUGAGCCGGUUGGAUCGGCUACGCCUCGCUCGGAAACGCAAGACCCAUGCCCGUAUCGAUUCUGUGGAAGAUGAAUAUUGUCGGCCUGAACAUCAGGAUGGCAGCAGCGACCUUGAAGUUGGACCAGAUUCUGAACAGGGGGAGGUUGCAGAUGGAGGAGAGGCUGAUGGCGUGAACGCCCGACUAUUGACUCGGAGCACAUUGACUACUCGGCCUUUGGCUGGUGCUUUGUCGGAGGAGUUUGAAGAUGUCGGAGGGUCUACGAGUCGGACGCGCGCGAAGCGGAUGAAGAUGGGGAUGUCUCCUGGGUUUGGCGAUGAUCUUGGUACGACUGCUCAGGAUGCUCUUUUGGAUCCUCGACGACAUCCUCAUCAGCAACCGCGCACUCGAUAUCCAUCGGUAAACGCCUUCGCUGAUUUUGACCUGCCGCCCGCACUCUCUUUCCAAGAGGAAAAGGAGAACUGGAAUCCCUCCGCUUCGUUGCUUGGUGAUGGUGACCACGACUACCUUGCGGUCGACGCACAACUGGCCCUGAACCCGGACGAUGUCUUCGAUGAUAUCUUGAUGUCCCCUGGUCUGGAGUAUGUCGACGACGAUCCGCAUUUCGCGGUGAAGGAUGAUGGCUCUGCUAUGCCUUUGGAGUACGGUGAUGGCUUGGACAUGCCGAUUGCUCUCGACGUCGACGACUUGGACACGCCAAUUGCUAUGGACGUCGGCGAUAGCUUUGAUACGAUUGGGAUGCAGCAACAGUCGCUCGAAUUUGAUGCUUUACCUAUCGAGACACAGUCUAAUGGACCUACUCAGGCUAACCGAUCGCAAUCGUCCGUGGCUAAGCACACAACUAAGGCUCCUGAACCUCCUGAUGCUCCGCCUCUUGGAGAACAUAACCCUACGCCUCAGCCUCGCAAGGCCAAGGAUCCGACUUCCCUGUUCAACUGUUCUCUAGGCGUCCUUGGCUUCGCUACUCUCCGCUCUGCCAGACUCAAAGAUGCACCUACUCCUGUCCCUGAGCCCAUCGCCGACACUGGUCCUUCCCUCGAACCCGAAGAUGAACCAACCAACCACUCUCCCCCAGACGAGAUCUUCGACCGCAACACCAUUCGCCUAGACCCCAACGCUCCACCUCCAACAAGCACCCACCGCUACCUCGCCUCCCUCGAGCUCCUCCAACGUCGCGCCCUCGUCAACGCUCUCCAAUCCCCCCAAUGCCGCAUCGACCUGAUCGAACGUCCGUCUCUCGGCGGCGGUGGGCCCCACCUCAUCCUCGACGCCUUCACCGCAGUCCUCCUCGUCCCGCUCCUCACGCUCCCCGCACAAUCGCAAUCCGCUGCGUUGAUAGAAAGGCUGACGGAGCUGGCGCGGAGGUUUGGCUAUGUUGAUGUUGUGUUUGAGGCGUUUCCCGAGUCGUGUGCGAUGCGGUCGAGAGAGGGGAGGUCGGAUGUGUGUGCGUGGACGCCGCCUGUUCUUAAGGCUAUCAAGAAGGUUAGGAGGGAUUGGGGGAUUGCGGUGGUUUGUGAUGAGAGUCGCAGGGGUGGUGGGGCGUUGGGGAGGUGUCGAGUUAGGUGGGGGUUUGCGGGGUCUGUUGCGGAGGUUGCCCAGAUCGUUAGGCUUUGUGGGGAGGAGGCGGAGCGGAGGGAUGGGACGGGUGGUGUGCUCUGGGACGGGAGGGAGUGGUUGGAGGAUGAACAUGAGAUUACGCUGGACGAUUUUAUUAAUCUUGAACCGGAGGAGAGGGUGAGGAUGUUUGGCCCGUAUGUUGGAGAGGAUGCCAUGAUUGCUUUCAAUGAGGAGAUACAGAGGCGAUAUGAAGCUAUGGCUUCGUCGUCGAGUUUGAUCGAGGGUUCUUGUGCAUAG